Messenger RNA from Rhagoletis pomonella (apple maggot), 779 nucleotides. RefSeq lists its product as uncharacterized. The transcript has 4 exons. Lineage: Eukaryota; Metazoa; Arthropoda; Insecta; Diptera; Tephritidae. Bases 133 to 642 code for a protein of 169 amino acids. The record is from RefSeq and is a predicted model, not a curated record.
UUCUCACUUAAAAACGCUGGCUCCAUUAAAAUUCGCAUACAUUUUUUUUUUACACGAUUUAAAGUACGGACAGUGAGGGUUUUUGAUAAGAAUAAUUCAGGAGGUUAAGUUUACAUUGAAAUAAAAGUGAAAAUGAGCGAUAACUGCUUAAUAUUUGGCGAAAAUGCGUCGCUGGCUGAGGAUGACGCAGGGCAGCAUAUCUUUCUGGAAGCAACGCCUGCAUUAAUCGGUCAAAGUGGAGGAAUUCUAACGCAAGUUACUCAGUGUGAGUCAUUAUGUGGAAAUUUACAACAGAUUGUCCAAAAUAAAUCAGGAGGAGUUGAAGAUGACCAAUUAAAAGAACUGUUGAGAGAGAUGAGCAUGGAAAGCGCUUUUGAUGCCCUUUAUGCUUGUGGAUUCACAUAUGACCGCUUAAAAUACAUAAACUCUGACGACUUGGCGUUGAUAUUUCCAGGGCAAGAAAAUAUCGGUUAUAGAGCAGAACUUGGAGAAAAACUCCGUCUGUGGAAGCACCAGAACUUUCCAUAUCAAUGUCUAUCUUCUCUGACUAUGAACUCAACUGUUCAAAAUUGGAUUGAAAACCAACCUCUUAACUCAUCAGCUAGCAGUUCCACUUCGGCUAGCAAUUCAACUUUUUACUGAACUCUCAAUAGUGGCUAAACAGUUUAAAGAUGCUCAUGGUUUGGCACCUUCAAUGUAAUAUUUUCAGCUUCGAACUAUUUUCAAUCUUUCUUAGGGCCAAAUUCACAGUGCACAGUUAACUCAGAAUUGGCAGUUAA